Molecule: messenger RNA, 2254 nt
Organism: Xyrauchen texanus (razorback sucker)
Lineage: Eukaryota; Metazoa; Chordata; Actinopteri; Cypriniformes; Catostomidae
Product: endothelin-2
Exons: 6
Coding region: 343-933 (196 amino acids)
Biological process (GO): vein smooth muscle contraction; regulation of systemic arterial blood pressure by endothelin; regulation of vasoconstriction
Cellular component (GO): extracellular region
Molecular function (GO): endothelin B receptor binding; hormone activity
Source: RefSeq, a predicted model, not a curated record
UUCCUUCACACUGUCACCCAUUCUUUCAUCCAUCUGCAGGAGAUAGCAGCAAUGAGAAGUCCAUGUUCUGCCAAAUGUCUGCUAAAGUGACAAUCCUGUUUGCUGAGGGGGCAGCAGAGAUUCUUGGAAUGUUGCAGGGUGCGAAGACAAACUGGAGUUGUGUAACUGCCACCCAUGAGAGCCAACCUGACAGGGGGUGGUGCAUAUCACAAGAGCUAUAAGUGUGGCCAAACAGGACGGUUCAACAUAGACAAUCACCUGCAGUUGACUGAAAACUGUUGGGAUUGCUUGGGUGAACAUCUGGACUUCUUACUUUGUGGUGAACCCUGAAUUAUUGACAUAAUGGAAUCAAGAACAACUCUGAUCUUCAUUUUUACCUUGUGCACAACUCUUCAUGAAGGUUGGGGGUUGCCAGUAAUGCUCCAGACUGACCCGAGUGACCCGUCGGCAACCCAUAAGGUCAGGACCAAGCGCUGUUCCUGCAACAACCAACUGGAUUCAGAGUGCCACUAUUUCUGCCAUCUGGACAUCAUCUGGGUGAACACACCAAGUAAGACCGCAGUUUAUGGAUUGGGCAGUCCUUUGGCUCGCCGGCGGAGAUCUACAGGUCGCUGUUUCUGUGUCAACCCUGCAGACCAAACAUGCAAUACCUUCUGCCGCUACAGCUCUGAAAAUCCUUCCAUAAUCCUGGCGCACCCUUCUGAACCUGUGCGUGAAAAACAGGAGCAGCCUAUAUCAGAUCACUUCACUGCCCUAAAUGACUCAGAGAAUGCUGGUCCAGGACUACUGGUUUUAGGGGAGUCUUCCUCCCUUCGGGCUCAGUCAGACGUCAUGACAUUCCUCAAAAAGCUGAAAGCUAGAGCCAGGGCUAUGGAAAAGGCCACCCACAUUAGGCAGUGGGCAUCUAAGGCCUGUAAAUCUGGCUGCAGAUGAAGUCUUCACCUGGAGGCAGGAGAAAUAGGAGUGUGAGCAAUUGAACAAGAGAUGACCCUUGUGCAACAUAGGGUAGCAGAACAAAUGUAUGUCCCAGAGAAUGAGACUUUGGUUCAUGUUCAAGGCAUAGGGCAGAUUUAAAGGCCUGUGAGAUAUGAAAAUGUUGUUUUGAAGACCUUGGAGAGUCCUUUGUAAGUUGAACAAAGUCAGACGGUCUGUCCAUUGGGACAGCAGAAAAGAGAGACAGGUGUUUGCUACAGUUCUGGAGUGCAAACAGGAUAGUAAGUUAAGCGGCUAUGCGAGAGAACACUAACUGGAUCAAAGCAAGUCCACAACAUCAUGUUUGAACACUCAGAGGUAAAAGAGACAGAUGAACUGCUAAUAAAAAUAAGUUGGGUUUCAAGCGAACAGACCCUGUAUUGUCACUGUGAGAAACUCUGGCACUUUUUCUAUUUAUUGGCACUGUAGGAGUGCACCUACAUCUGAGAGCAAAGGUUGAGAUUAUAGAUUUGGCAGCGGUUUAUCAUCUAGUCAUCAGUACAUCUGUGUAUUUAUUAAUUUCGAAUAGAGAUUACAAAAAAAGAAAACAUAACAUACACAUUUAAAUAUAGUAUCACACCAAGAUGGAUGAAAUUUGAGCUUCAAUCCAAAUGAGUUUUUGAGCACCCAAUAGGGUCUUUGACUAGUAAUGUUAUUGACCAACAAUCAUAGUGAAAAUAAAAUUUGAAGUGUGAUCAAGAAUUAUCACAAGUGUACAGUUCAGAGACUAGACACUUUUUGGAAGUCAGAACAUUAAACAAUGUCCUGAAUCAAAAAGCUAUUUAUUUGAACAUGAAAUAUGUUUCAGUUUAGAUUUAGCAAAAUAAUGAAACAAUGCAUAUAAAAUAUGAAUUAUUAACUAUCAAAAUUGAAACGAUUAGGGUAGGUCAUGCAGUUGCAAUCUGUUGUUAUGACAAUGAGAUACACAGAAUAUACAGUAUGAAAAAAAAAAGAAUAAAUAUAUAUAUAUAUAUUAUUGAAUACCAAUGGAACAUUACUAACAAUUUCCGAUGUUCAAAGUGUAACAAUGUACUUCUGUUUUCAAUUGAUUAGCUAUUUAUAGUCUAAUUUAAAUGCAUGUAUAAUCUAAUUAUUAAUUAGCAUCAGUUUGAGGUCAACUGCAAAAUAUAUGUAACAGCAAUAUGGCCUCAUUAUAAUGUCAUUUACUCAGUUAUGUAUUUAUUUUGUCCACUUUCUGUGAAUUGUUUUCUAAUAUGUUCAAAGGAAUGACACAUUUCAGAUACAAAAUGCUCAGUCAACUUUACUCUGUUGUAUGUAAAGA